Rotaria sp. Silwood1 is the source of this 1322-nucleotide messenger RNA. The record is from the annotation of a GenBank genome assembly. Lineage: Eukaryota; Metazoa; Rotifera; Eurotatoria; Philodinida; Philodinidae.
GGGGAUACUAGUUUAUUUUAUACAUAUCGUCCUCACCCAUAAACAAUGUUCUGUAUACAGAAUAUAUAUAUGCUUUUCAUGUUUUAAGUAAACUAAAUAGUAUCCAUUUUUAUCUCUUUUUUGUUUUAUCUCGUCUAUUAAAUAUUAGAUAAAAGAAUUUUCCAUCGAACGCUAUUAAUUACUAAAAGCUGUAUAUUUUCUAUUCGAUCUUACAUAGGCAUGUGAGAGAAGCGCCUCAAUCAGGAGUGGUACUUUAGCUUUACUUUGAAGUUAACAUAAUUUUUUUCUGAAAUUCUUCUUGUAAACAAAUUAUUUUUUCACAAGAGAAAAUCUAUGUGAAACUUCGUAAAAAAUAGUCUUUAAAAAAUAACUUACCCUGAAACAGAUAAACAGAUACCUUCUUUUCGCAAAAAAAGAUCUCUGGAAAAGUUUGCUUUCAUAUCAGUAUUUUCAGAGUUAAACUGCCUCUCCUAGCCUCGAUGUCUCAAGAUAUAGGCGAAGUAUGGGGAGAUCGACAACUCAGGACCACGAUCGGAAGGCUCCUGGAUUCAACAGAUAACGUAGAUUACAGUAGCCUUUUGAAAAUUAGUAAACAAAAAUCUGAAUAAAACGCUGAAGAAUUCGCUUGGCAAAAACGCAAAUUUCACAAGAGCGGGAUGUGAACCUCUCUGUCAGUCGAAUACCUGUAACAAAUUUAUAUUAAAUAUUUCUUUUUCUUUAAUCCAAUUCUAACACUGCACUUUGGAAACUUUGUGACACUCUGUUUAAAAAAACAAAGUGUCAUUUUACACUUUGAUUGCAAAUAUAAAGUGUCAUUUGACUUUUUGUUUCAGAUAUCUAUUAGAAACGCUGGUUCCGAACAGCAAGUGUACGAUGCAGAAGCAAAGUGUACGAAACCCUUGCUAAAUGAGAAAAACACGCUGUUUUACACACUGUUGUCAAAAGCAGUGUGUACUAAGUACACUGUGUUUACGAAAUUUACACUUUGUUUUUUAUCGAAAAAUCUGUUUGGAUAUCAAUUCGUAUCAAUAUCAGUGAAGAAUAAAAUGUAUAAUACGAGCUCUUUUGAUGAAUUUUAUUGCCGAUUAACCUUUCUUUUUCUUUUUUCUAAUAACAUUCUGUUUUCUAUGCUUUUUUCUAGAUACAUAGAUAGAUAUAGAUUGUUUGUUAAUUCAAUAUUUUCAUUACAUCAAUAAUGAAAAUCUUUAUUCUUUUUGUUUCAGAUGAGUAAAACUCAAGUAACAUUAACUGAAUUAUCUAGUAACAAUGGAGUUUCAGUGACGGAUCGUGGUUCAACUUCAGUAGAAUCAGAAUGUAGUUAA